Lolium rigidum is the source of this 547-nucleotide messenger RNA. Its product is annotated as NADH dehydrogenase [ubiquinone] 1 beta subcomplex subunit 2-like. NCBI's taxonomy places the organism in Eukaryota, Viridiplantae, Streptophyta, Magnoliopsida, Poales, Poaceae. The record is from RefSeq and is a predicted model, not a curated record. The transcript has 4 exons. Bases 8 to 256 code for a protein of 82 amino acids. Gene Ontology annotation, cellular component: mitochondrial inner membrane.
GGCGGCGAUGGCCGGCGGCGCGCACGGCGGCACGACCUACAAGGGCUACACCAUCCCCCACAACAAGCGCUGGCACACCGUCGUCGGCAAGGGCCUCUGCGCCACCAUGUGGUUUUGGAUUUUCUACAGAGCUAAGCAGGAUGGUGCUGUGCUCUUGGGUCUGCGCCAUCCUUGGGAUGGGCACGACGAUCAUUCACAUGGUCAUGGACAUGCACAUGAGCAUGAGGCCUCUUCGUCAUCAUCGCCAUCUCAUUGAGCGGCUGCUGCUUCACGUGUUUCAGCAAGACUCUCCGCUAAUAAAGAAAGCACACCGUAAUAUUUCACCCAUGUUUCCUACUUUCUUCUAGCACACAAACUGGCUUUAUUAGUGUGAUGCUUGAUUAUAUGUACUUAUACUCGCUUUGGAGCUGGCCUCGGCUGGAAGGCAAUGCUGCGAGGAACAGUUCUUUUUAUGUGUUGAUUAUUACCAAUGUUACAUGACAAAAAAAAACUUCUCACAAGUGUGGUUGCAAAACAAACAUGGGCUAAUUCAGUUAGACUUGUUUAA